Podarcis muralis (Common wall lizard) is the source of this 3905-nucleotide messenger RNA. The record is from RefSeq and is a predicted model, not a curated record. Lineage: Eukaryota; Metazoa; Chordata; Lepidosauria; Squamata; Lacertidae.
AGGCGGCCCUUCCGAACCUUCGCCGCCCAAUAGGAAAGCCCGGCCGGGAAGAUGGCGCCUCCCUCAGGCCGGCGGUCACUGCGAGGCUUGUUGUUGCUGCUGUCGCUUCUGCCGCGGAGCUGUGACUGCGGAGUGGGGGGCGGGAAGACUUAAGUCCGGCGGGGGAGAUAGACGCCGAACCCCGGCGAGGGGCAGAAAUCGAGGCCGGGGCUUCGGCGCGACCUCCGUCCAUGGAGGCCGCCGGCGGAGAAGGGGAGCCGGAGGCGCUCAGCUGCUUCUCCUACAACCAGGAUUGCACGCAUAACUGCUGAAAAGUCUGUCUCGCAAAAUUAUGUACCAUCAAAUGGCAUCAGCACUUGUAUUGCUUCAUCAGCAAGCUCAGGAUACUUGUUCCCUGGCUAUUGGAACCAGAACUGGGUACAGGCUUUUUUCCUUGAGUUCUGUGGAGCAGCUGGAUCAGGUCCAUGAAAGCAAUGAAAUCCCGGAUGUUUACAUCGUAGAGCGCCUCUUCUCUAGCAGCCUGGUGGUGGUGGUGAGUCGCACAAAGCCUCGGCAGAUGAACGUCUACCAUUUCAAGAAAGGGACCGAAAUCUGUAACUACAGUUACUCUAGCAAUAUCCUCUCUGUCCGGCUCAAUCGGCAGAGACUAAUUGUUUGCUUGGAGGAAUCUAUUUAUAUCCAUAACAUUAAGGACAUGAAGCUUCUGAAAACGAUCUUGGACACCCCUCCAAACACAACAGGUUUGUGUGCACUUUCUAUCAACCAUUCCAAUUCCUACUUGGCAUACCCUGGCAGCACGACCGUCGGCGAGAUUGUGCUGUACGACGGAAAUAAUUUGAGAGACGUCUGUUCAAUUUCUGCCCACGAUGGGCCCCUCGCUGCCCUGGCCUUCAACUCCACAGGGUCAAAACUAGCAAGUGCUUCUGAAAAGGGAACCGUCAUUCGGGUGUUUUCCAUCCCUGAGGGGCAAAAGCUCUAUGAAUUCAGAAGAGGAAUGAAGAGGUACGUGAACAUCAGCUCCCUGGUGUUCAGUAUGGACUCACAAUUCUUGUGUGCUUCAAGCAACACUGAGACCGUGCACAUCUUUAAGCUGGAACAUCUCACAGACAGCCGGCCGGAAGAACCCCCGUCUUGGAGCGGCUACAUGGGCAAGAUGUUCAUGGCUGCCACCAACUACCUCCCUUCUCAAGUGUCAGGCAUGAUGAGCCAGGACCGGGCCUUUGCCACCGUGCGCUUGAACUUCUCUGGACAAAGGAACAUCUGUGUGCUCUCCACAAUCCAGAAGUUGCCUCGGCUCUUGGUUACGACGUCUGACGGAAACCUUUACCUCUACAACCUGGACCCUCAAGAUGGAGGAGAGUGUGUUCUAAUCAAGAAACACAGCUUGCUUGACCUGGGAAAGGCAGAAGAGGACAAAGAAAACGAUCUCUGCCCCCCAGUACCUCCGACUUAUGCUGCAACGGUAGCCCGGCAGAGUGCGGUGCCUUCACCUUCGAUGGUGCCAGGUUACUCAGAAGAUGGAGGAGCCCUUCGAGGAGAGGUUAUACCGGAGCACGAAUUCGCCACUGGGCCAGUGUGUCUGGAUGAUGAAAAUGAGUUUCCACCUGGUUGCAUUCAAAAGGAGUCAUGGGGAAGUGACUUCCAUGCUGUGUCUUAACAGCGUCAAGUGAUCCAAGCUUAUUGCAGAGCUAAGCAUCUACCUGCCCAACCGCUUGUCUGCCUUGCUCCUGUUGCCGCUUCUCACGCCUGCUGCUUCCCCUUUCCUGCCGCUGCCAAAACUCUUGCCCCGGGCUGUUAAAGGUGAGAGGAACCGUCCCAGAUCGCCUUACGCUGUUGUUUAGAGGCUGGAAGAGGACUGGCUUGGUCUAGGGCUAGGGAAGCCUUCCAGAUGGUGUGGAACUACAACUCCCACAAUCCCCGACUUCUGACCAUGUUGCCUGGGGCUGAUGGGAGUCCAGCAACACUGGAAGACUCACACGUCAGCCACCUGUUAUCUAUGGCACCUGCAAGCUCGCUCUCCCCUAACCUUCAAGGCUGCCUCUCAUCUUCUCUUUGUGUCUGAGGGGGGAUGAAUGCCAUGGUGGGUGUGAGAGACAGGAUGGAGCUGGGGGUGUUACUUGCCAUAGACAGCCAGGCAAGCGGCACAUUGCACCUCUGACUGAGGAUAUAACGGGCUUAGUUUUGGCAUUUGUUACUAGUUGUGUGGGCUGGUGAAAAAGCCAAGGCUGAGCAAUCACAAUGUUACCUGCUUGCUAGGCCCCCGUAGGAGCUUUUGGGUUUGUUUGUUUGUUUUUUGCGAUAAUUAGGCUGUUCCCUCCACAUAUGGCCAUGAACACUUGCUUAGGCAGUAUCCGACCCGCAAAGAAUAGUGUUCUAUUUUAAAAGUGUGAAGUGUUGGCACUUUGGAUAAAUGGUUGUGUUAGUCGUGCAUGCAUAUGUACGAUUAUUGACCUUCUGGGGUUUGGUCACAACUCGGCUGUGCUCAGCAUCCUGUUUGAGAUGCUACUGCACUUGAGAGUUGUUUCUUUUUACCUUUGGCUGCCUUAAUAGAGGAGGGUGGAUGGCGAUCUCUUAGUAUUUCGUCAUCUCUCUAGGAUCAGAAACUUGGGAUUGUUUUUCUCUCCUUUGUACCAACCUCCCAGGUUGUUAUGGGGGUUUCCACUUGCCAUAUUACUUUAUGAAUCCUCCUCAGUGCUCUGUGAAACUCUUGGUGUGAUGAUGUGCCUUAUUCAUAGGGAAAUCGCCUCUCCAUGGAUAUUGUAGCAAGCUUUUGGUUUCUUAACAGUGCAGGCUGGGAUGGGGACAGUUUGACUGCUGGGCUCAAGCUGGCAGGGCAGAAGUGAGGAUGGAGGUUCUAUGUCAUUUUUCCAGGGGGUCUGUGUGUAAUGGACAUACAUAUCCAGCUGUUUUAUCAUCCCAUUAGAAACAAUGGGAGGGGAGGUAGAGAUUUAGUGAUCUCUGUUUCAGGAGCUUGACUGAAUAAUUUUCUAGUAUGGGGGAUGUCCAACCCACUUCCCAGCAUACCCUCUUUUUUCUGGCCCUUCUGACAGUGCUUUUAAGGUCAGUUGGACCGGCCCUUUUUGGAGCUAGCAGAGGUGGGAAGGGAAGCUCCGACACGGGACCUCCCUUUCUGAUUUUGAAGCUCUAUGUCUGACAUAGAGGGUAGGUCCAUUCUAGUCCAUGGCUUGUAAGGAUGGCCCUCCUUGGCAAGGAUGGUACCUUGAAUUGCUAAUAUACUGGCAUAAAAAGAGGUUUUCCAAAGGGUAUGUCUACACUGUCUUCUGCACAGGAGGAAGUAUCUACACACAUCAGAAACUGCUAAAUUAGCCCCAUUCCAAUUUGGACAAAGUGGACUAGCCACACCAGACCCAAGUGCUAGAAGUUUUUUCCGAUGUCUGGGUCGUAUUGCAACCUUCACAUCGCUAAAUUGGGCAUUCCACUACCAUUCCUCCAUAUUACUUACAGGAGGUAGAGGGGAGAGUUAGGAGGGGAAAGCUAGGAGAUCUAAUUUACAGCACCAAGACUACAAGCUCUCUUGUCCAGGCAAGCGUAAAAAUGUAACUGCCACAAUGUGAAAUGAGCGUUCUGCAUGCGUUGCAGGUGACGAUGGUGUGCAUACUUUCUCCUCCUUUAAGAUGCUCUUCAUGUGGAAAGCAUCAUUGUAUGUGAAGCUGUGGAUGGGUAAGCCUGUGGAAUCCAAGCAGCUUGGGAUCAAGUGCCACUAAAAACAUGAUUGCCAUGCGCCAGCUGCAUCACUUAUGCUUGUGGAAGAGCAAUUUCCAUACAGGAGCACAAGGAACUCCAGCUAUUGUUAGGGUUGGGCGAUACAGUGGUACCCCGCAAGACGAACGCCUCGCAAGACGGAAAACCCGCUAGAUGAAAGGGUUUUCCGUUUUGGAGGCGCU